AGUAUGAAUAUUAUAAACUGUAUAUGGUUGAUAAAGACCAAGCAGACAGAUGCAUCAUUAAGAAGAAAAAUACCCCCCUGCUCAACUGUUCCAGACCACACCAAGAUGUGAAAUUUACCAUCAAGUUUCAAGAAUUCAGCCCUAACAUCUGGGGUCUAGAAUUUAAGAAGAACAAAGAUUAUUACAUCAUAUCUACAUCCAAUGGGUCUUUGGAAGGCCUGCAUAACCAGUAGGGAGGGGUGUGCCAGACAAGAGCUAUGAAGAUCAUCAUGAAAGUUGGACAAGGAAUCACAUCAGGAUGCAUCAUCUUCAUUGUCAUCAUCAUCACCUUGGUGGUACUGCUGCUCAAGUACCGCAGGAGGCACCGCAAACACUCUCCACAGCACAGUACCACACCCAAGCGAGGUGGCAACAACUAUGGCUGGGAACCCAGUGAUGUUCUCAUACCUCUAAGAACUGCAGAUAAUGUCUUCUGCCCACACUAUGAGAAGGUCAGCAGAGACUAUGGGGACCCAGUGUAUUCUGUACAGGAGAUGCCCCCACAGAAUCCUGCCAACAUUUACUACAAGGUCUGAGUGCUGGGACCUUCACCUCCCAAGGGAACUCUCACCUUGUUGUGGGCGCAGGGACUGUCUUAGCCUGGCUCUGGGGUCGGAAUGCCUCCUGGAAGAGCCUGGAGAUGGACAGUUUUGUAGCCUGUAGCUUUUCAGGCUUGGGGAACCACAAACCCUCCCCUGAAACUGGAAGACUACUAAGAGAUCCCCACUUGGACUGGGACCUCUAUGCUAUGCACCCAGCCAGGCACUCAGGACUCUGCAGAUCCAGGGGUGGUAGUCUAUGGGUGAUGCAGCAGUAUCUUAGGAGAAAGUUACACCUCUGUCUCUAUGUUUCCUGCCAUGCCCACUGGACUUGUCACUCAGACAUUGGGUAACCUCAG
This is a messenger RNA of Cricetulus griseus (Chinese hamster), 937 nucleotides long. NCBI's taxonomy places the organism in Eukaryota, Metazoa, Chordata, Mammalia, Rodentia, Cricetidae. The record is from RefSeq and is a predicted model, not a curated record.